AUGAUGACUUCAUUGUAUACUAAAAAGAUGACAAUGCUUGCUGGACGAAUAUUCAGAGAUGUUGGCAAACAAGUUGAUGGCAAAUCAAUGAAAGUUGUUCGAAUAAUGAGUGAAUUACCUCGCCCAAUGAUCUUAAAAGAUUAUUAUCCUCCAUUAGAAGAAUAUAGUAAUAUUUUACAAAAACUACGCUAUCUAGGCUUGUUUAGAAAUGA
This is a messenger RNA of Schistosoma spindalis, 212 nucleotides long. The record is from the annotation of a GenBank genome assembly. Lineage: Eukaryota; Metazoa; Platyhelminthes; Trematoda; Strigeidida; Schistosomatidae.